UAAGUCACAUUAAAUUGGUGAUUCUGUAACGCCAGCAUGAAGGCUCUGGGAGAGCACAUGGUACUCCUGCCGCCUUCUGAACAGGUGUCACCUGCAGCUACACACCUGGCACCUGCAGCUGCACACCUGGCACCUGCAGCUAUACAUCAGACACCUGCAGCUACACACCUGGCACCUGCUGCACCUUUGGUGGUGCUGAUCGGUUGGCUCAAUGCUAGUCCAACAGUACUGGGGAAGUACGCAGGUGUGUACACAGAUCGUGGAUUCCAGGUUCUCCUAGUGAAGUCUCAGUUCAGUCAUGCCACACACCCAGCUACCGGCUGUCAGCUGAUGACCAAGGUCCUGGACUUCCUGAAGAAAGAGGUCUCCUCCCUUCCCAUCAUCCUCCACGUGGCCUCCAUGGGCUUCUACAUGCUGGGCUGGAUGGUCUACCUCAUGAAUAUUCAUGAGGACAAAUAUAGUUGUGUUAGGAGUAAGGUGGUAGGGCUGGUAUUGGACAGCCCUGUUGCUGAUGGGAAAGGGGCUUUUAAUGGGAUGGUCGUUGGUUUAACAAAUUGGACCGUGUUACAAAUGUUUCUAAGGUUUGCAAUCAAUGUGUACUACACUUUGGCAAGACAGGUUGUCAAGAAAUAUAAUGUUCUGACAGACAGUAUAACAGGAAAGCCAAUUUUGGCUCCAGUGCUGGCUUUGUAUUCCAUGGAUGACCCUGUAUGUCAGGUGGAUUCAUUGCAAGGGUUCUUGGGGAAAUGGAGGUCACUAGGGAUCGAGGUGACAGAGCGGUGCUGGGAAAAGUCGACUCAUGUCGGGCAUCUGGUAAAUCACAGGGAAGAAUAUCUGAGUGCCUUAGACAGGUUCCUUACUCAUCUUCCACUGAACAGGACUCUGACAUCCAAAUUAUGAUAGAUAAUGCACUAGUCAAAAGUGUAU
This is a messenger RNA of Branchiostoma belcheri (Belcher's lancelet), 927 nucleotides long. Its product is annotated as transmembrane protein 53-like. The transcript is spliced from 3 exons. Gene Ontology annotation, molecular function: serine hydrolase activity. The record is from RefSeq and is a predicted model, not a curated record. NCBI's taxonomy places the organism in Eukaryota, Metazoa, Chordata, Leptocardii, Amphioxiformes, Branchiostomatidae. The coding region runs from base 37 to 900 and encodes 287 amino acids.